GCUUGUGGCCCAGGCCAGCACGCGCCCGCCCUGUUCCUCAGUUCACUUCUCGAACAGCUUUAUCAAGCUAUUCUACCCGGUUUAUUCCCGCAUCUCUGUUCCUCAGGUAAACAUCCUUAGUCAUGGAGAGUUACCACAAACCCGACGAGAAGACUCUUCAAGGCCUGAAGAACAUUGCUAAUAAGCUAAGAAUUCACUCUAUCAAGGCAACAUGUGCGUCAAAUUCGGGACACCCCACAUCAUGCUGCAGCGCUGCUGAGAUCAUGUCUGUGCUGUUCUUCCACACCAUGCGCUACAAAGCUGACGACCCCCGUAACGCCUGUAAUGACCGCUUUGUUUUGUCCAAGGGUCAUGCAGCUCCUAUUCUCUAUGGAGCAUGGGUUGAAGCUGGCUAUGUAAAAGAGUCCGAAUUGCUUAACUUGCGCAAGAUUGACUGUGACCUUGAGGGCCAUCCAACACCUAAAUUAGCCUUUGUGGAUGUGGCUACAGGCUCCUUGGGACAGGGUCUAGGAGCUGCAUGCGGGAUGGCUUACACUUCAAAAUACUUUGACAAAUCCAGCUACCGUGUGUACUGCCUUCUGGGAGAUGGUGAGUGCUCUGAGGGUGCAGUGUGGGAGGCCAUGGCUUUUGCUUCCCACUAUGGCCUGGACAACCUUGUAGCCAUUCUGGAUGUAAACCGCCUGGGGCAGAGUGAGGCUGCACCUCUGAAGCAUGACACAGCUGCCUACCUGGAGCGCUGCAAGGCUUUUGGAUGGAACACUUGUGUAGUUGAUGGCCAUGAUGUGGAAGAGCUUUGUAAGCAACUCUGGCAUGCAGAACGUUUUAAAGGGAAGCCCACUGCCAUUGUGGCCAAAACCUUCAAAGGCAAAGGGCUCAAAGGCAUUGAGGACAAUGAUAAUUGGCAUGGCAAGCCCAUCCCUAAGGACCGUGUGGAUGAGCUGAUUUCUCAUCUUAAGAACCAGAUCCAGGCUUCUGGCAAAUCCCUCCAGGCUGCCCUGCCUAAUGAGGAUGCAGCUCCGGUUGACCCAAAUCCCAUCUAUCUACCAUCUCCUCCAGAACACAAGCCUGGAGACAAGAUCUCUACAAGAAAAGCUUAUGGUAUUGCCCUAAAGAAGAUGGGAGAUGCCAGUCAGCGUAUUGUGGCUUUGGAUGGAGAUACCAAAAAUUCUACCUUCGCUGAGACAUUUAAGAAAGCCCAUCCUGAUCGCUACAUUGAGUGUUUCAUUGCUGAACAGAAUAUGGUGAGUGUGGCAAUUGGUUGUGCCACUCGUGAUCGUACCAUUUCAUUUGUCAGCACAUUUGCUGCAUUUUUAUCACGUGCCUAUGAUCAGAUUCGCAUGGCAGCGAUUUCUCAGUCUAAUGUCAAUCUGGUGGGCUCCCAUUGUGGCGUUUCUAUUGGUGAGGACGGCCCCUCUCAGAUGGCUUUGGAGGAUCUCGCAAUGUUCCGUGCUAUCCCAACAUGCACUGUGUUUUACCCUAGUGAUGGAGUGUCCACCGAGAGGGCAGUAGAGUUGGCAGCAAAUACAAAGGGUAUCUGUUUCAUAAGGACCAGUCGACCAGAUACAGCCAUCAUAUACGAGCCAGACGAGAAAUUUGAAAUUGGUAAAGCUAAGGUGGUGCGUCAGUCUAACAGUGAUCAAGUGACCGUGAUUGGUGCUGGAGUUACACUGCAUGAGGCCCUUGCUGCACAUGACAUUCUGGCUAAAGAAGGAGUGAACAUUCGUGUAAUCGACCCAUUCACUAUCAAACCCCUGGAUGCUGCUACAAUUGUGGCCAGUGCUCGUGCCACCCAGGGCAAAGUGAUCACGGUGGAAGAUCAUUACAAAGAGGGUGGUCUGGGCGAGGCUGUCUUGGCAGCAGUGGGAGAGGAACCAGGCAUCGUGGUCCAUCGACUGGCUGUGAGCCGGGUCCCCCAGAGUGGCAAACCUCAGGAGCUGCUGGACAUGUUUGGCAUCAGUGCUAAGUCUAUUGUGGCUGCAGUCAGGUGCACUUUUGCCAAUUGAAUGCCUCAAAUCCCACCCAGUCGUUCCUUAUUCCUGACCAACCGCUAAUACAAUUGGCUUAAAUGCUUUUGGCCUGUAAUCAUUUCUUUCCCCAACAAAAGCACUGCCGUUAAUGACAUUCUAGGAAAACUUCUGAAACGGUUCUUUUGUUUAUUUUCCUUGAUGCUUUGCAAAGAUUGAGUAACCGCUCCGGUGUUCAGACCAUGGUCUCACUUUUCAUCUGUUAGGAUAAAUAUGUAACAUCAUCCCUAGUCAUGUAUUAAACAUUUCAUUGGCUAAUUCACAGUGCAGCGCUUGACUCAUAAUUUGUGUUUAAUUCUUUGCCAUUUAAGUUUCUGCAGUCCUCUUGCAUCUCCUCUGCUGCUUUGUUCUUUAUUUUUUUACCACCUGUAUCUUUAAGAUACCCCUCUUCUUCCCCAGUUACUUUCAGUAUAAAACAUUUACUGUCUAGGAUAGUAAAAUUAUGGUUGCAGUUGAAAAUUCCAAACUGACUAAGGACUGUAACAAAGCACAUGGGGCGUCUCAUAAUGUCUCAUGUCUGAACUACUGUGUAUUUGCUUCAUCUUGUCUCAUUGUGAUGUGCUCGCUUGUGUGUCAUGUUACUAAACUGUCAAGAUGGUUGUUGGUUAUUUGAAUCAUCUGGUUCACUCUAUCAUGAAUAAACAGUCAUAAAAUGAA
Molecule: messenger RNA, 2681 nt
Organism: Clarias gariepinus (North African catfish)
Lineage: Eukaryota; Metazoa; Chordata; Actinopteri; Siluriformes; Clariidae
Gene: tktb
Product: transketolase b
Exons: 14
Coding region: 123-2003 (626 amino acids)
Molecular function (GO): transketolase activity; thiamine pyrophosphate binding
Source: RefSeq, a predicted model, not a curated record